AUGCGGGUGGAGCUGCUGGGCAGCGCGGAGCGGGAGUACUUCCAGGUGGCAGUGCGGCUGCGAGGCGGCGCGGAGAACAGAGCCCCCUCCCUGGGCUUUGCGGCGCUGCUGGUGGCCGAGGUGGAUCAGUUCGUGCUCACCACCCUCACCCCCGACAUGCUGGCGGCUGAGGACCUGGAGAGCCCCCUGGACCUGCUCCUCUUCAGCCUCACCAUGCCCUGGCCCAGCCCCGGCGGGCGGGAAGGCUCGGGCACCAGUGAAUCCUCUGCCUAUGGGACCACAAGGUCCUUCAACAUGCUGAAACCCAGCGAGCCCAGCAAACCACUCAUAGCAGAGCCGAAGCUCAGCAAAUCCCUGCAGAAGGCCAGGAUCACAGCUUUGUUCGCACACUCCGGCGAGAAGACUGCACCAGCAGAUCCUGUGCAGAGCAGCUGCAUCUCCCCAACACUGGAUGAGCCGUACCCAUCAGACCUCGAUGCCCUGGUGCCCACCCAUGAUGAACAAGGCCACUCGAUUCCUGAGUGGAAGCGGCAGGUGAUGGUGAGGAAGCUGCAGGCUCGGCUGGAAGCAGAAGAGGGCAAGGGCAGGAAGAGCAGUGGAGGCAGUUCGGUGGAGAUGGGGGACUGGAGGUAUUCACAGGCCCACAAUGGUAUACUGGGCCCCUUCGGGGAGCUGCUGACCGAGGACGACCUACUUUACUUGGAGAAGCAGAUUGAGAAUCUGCAGCUGAGGAAGAGAUGUCAGGAGUGUGAGAGAGAGCUGGGGCGCCUGGUGGAGGAGCUACAGACCAUCCUUCCUGCCCCCAUUGUCCAUAUCACCGUCAACAGCCAACUCCUGCACCAGGAUGGCCAGGCACUCCCUAUCUGGUGCAGCCGCAUCUCUGGCAUGGUGAAGAGCAUGUCUGUGCUGCUCACUAAUGUAAACGGCCUGAGGAAGGAGGCGGACAUGCCAUCCCCUAAAGAACCAUCCGGGCCUGGUGAGGGGAAGUGCCCUGCUGGAGGCAGUGCAGAGAGGGAGAUCCUGGAGUGUGGCGUCUCUGUCAGGAAGCUGAGAGGUAAUUUUGAGAAACAUGUUCUCCCAGGACAAAGAAUGGCCUUGGAGCUCCGAGGGGUGGAGGCCACGCCUUGGGAACACUCAGGAAGGUGCUGGUCAGGUGAGGAUCUUGUUUCUCAAAAGCAGUGGAGCACCAGUAAGAGCCAGAGAAAACUAGUCUGUGAAGAACAUGCGUUUGGAGAUAUGGAGAAUGCCAGUGACUCUGGGAUCAGCUGCAAAGAGGCUUCCUCGGAUGUGAGCAGGUCUCUUGUUCCAGUGGCAGAGCCCACUAGCCUCAGGAAAGAACGAAUAGUGAUGCUCUUUCUGAGCCACUGGAAGAAAUCUGCUUACAUGCCUUCCUUGAAAAUCACGGCCAGAAAAACGCUUGAGUCCCAGAGAGUCAGGAAAAUAAGAGAGGUGGAGGCUGCUGCCGAGAUCAGAAAGGAACAGAUUCCUGAGGAGAAGCCGGUGGUGGAAAUGAGCAAACUGGGCUAUUUAAUUCAGCAAAGGAGCACCAUCAAGAACCUGAUUGGCAACUGGAAGGACAUCAUCUCUCAGGUGCCCUCACGACAGAUCCGGCGCCUGAACCGCCAGCAGGCUAUCUAUUCCCCAGAGCAGUUCCUGCCCCACGUCAAUGGGGUGCCCACCAAUUACAACAGCCUCACCCUUGACCUCUUUAUGCUUGGCUACUUCCACAUCCUGGAGCUGGACCUUCCUCAGGAGGAACGCAAGAUGAGGCACCUCCUCUGCUUCGAGGUGUUCGACCACUUGGGCAGAUACCCCUGGGAGACCGUGCGAGCCUUCCACAAGGCAGUGACUGAUGAAAUCAGUGCUGGCAAGCGAGGCUGGAAAGACAGUUUUGAGGACAUUAAGUUCAGGUUUUUUGGUAACACCAAGGACCCAGUCAGGGAGCUGGAACCAAGCAGAGCAUCAGCAGAAAGCACUCUAAAGCCAGUGUCCAGAGUUAGGGUUCGGAGCGCUGCUCUUGAGCAGGCUGGACAUGAUCCAGAAAACUGUUCUGAGCUAGGCAGCUUCAACAAUGAUGAGAUCUGCAGGUACAUUGACCGCAGCUUUGCCUUCUGGAAGGAGAAAGAAGCCGAGAUAUUCAACUUUGAGGAGUGA
Messenger RNA from Emys orbicularis (European pond turtle), 2154 nucleotides. RefSeq names its product espin like (gene ESPNL). The transcript is spliced from 5 exons. Gene Ontology annotation, cellular component: cytoplasm. The record is from RefSeq and is a predicted model, not a curated record. NCBI's taxonomy places the organism in Eukaryota, Metazoa, Chordata, Testudines, Emydidae. Gene Ontology annotation, biological process: actin filament bundle assembly. Gene Ontology annotation, molecular function: actin filament binding. Bases 1 to 2154 code for a protein of 717 amino acids.